Messenger RNA from Cottoperca gobio, 1567 nucleotides. RefSeq names its product RNA binding motif protein 17 (gene rbm17). The transcript is spliced from 13 exons. Gene Ontology annotation, biological process: mRNA cis splicing, via spliceosome; alternative mRNA splicing, via spliceosome. The record is from RefSeq and is a predicted model, not a curated record. NCBI's taxonomy places the organism in Eukaryota, Metazoa, Chordata, Actinopteri, Perciformes, Bovichtidae. Gene Ontology annotation, molecular function: RNA binding. Gene Ontology annotation, cellular component: precatalytic spliceosome. The coding region runs from base 159 to 1418 and encodes 419 amino acids.
GUAGUCAUCCAGCCGCGAGGAGCGCGAGAGUGCACAAGUGUCGCGAAGAGCUCGUUGACUGUCGCGCUUCGUUUGUUGUUGUGCUGCUGACUUCCGCCUCGUACAGCGAGGACGCGAACCCUUUCUCUACGUUAAUGUCCAGACUUCUCUGAACCGCUAUGUCGUUGUAUGAUGACCUCGGUGUGGCUACAAGUGACACCAAGACUGAAGGCUGGUCCAAGAACUUCAAGCUGCUGCAGUCUCAGCUGAAGGUGAAGAAGGCGGCUCUGACCCAGGCCAAGACCCAGCGGAUGAAGCAGACCACAGUCCUGCCCCCGGUCAUUGAUCUAAAGAGAGGAGGCUCCAGUGAUGAGAGACAGAUCCCAGACACUCCUCCGCAUGCUGCCGCUGGACUUAAGGACACCGUGCCCAGUGGGUUCUCCUCUGGCGAUGUGCUGAUCCCGUUGGCAGACGAGUACGAUCCAAUGUUCCCCAACGACUACGAAAAGGUUGUGAAGCGACACCGAGAAGAACGACAGCGGCAGAGGGAGCAGGAGCGGCAGAAGGAGAUCGAUGAGAGAGAAAAGAAGAGGAAAGACCGGCACGACGGUGGAGCUCCAAGUGGUUUCUCUCGUUUCCCUCCAACGGAGGGCGAGUCGGAUGAGGAGGACGACUUCGACGCGGAGCGGAGGAAACGAACUAUAGGUGGAGCGGCUAUCGCCCCCCCUUCUUCACUCGUGGACAAAGACGGCUCGUACUCCUACGAAGAUGAAGGUCGUCUUGCAAGAGGCUCAAAGGCCGCCAUCCCUCCCCCGAUGUACGAGGACGCAGAACGACCACGCUCCCCCCCCGGACCCACCAGCUCCUUCCUGGCUAACAUGGGAGGUACGGUGGCUCAUAAGAUUAUGCAGAAGUACGGAUUCAAAGAAGGCCAGGGCCUGGGGAAGCACGAGCAGGGCCUCAGCACGGCGCUGUCUGUGGAGAAGACCAGCAAGAGAGGUGGAAAGAUUAUCAUCGGUGACGCUGCAGAGAAACAAGGCUCCAGCCUGGCAGCUGCUCUUGAGACUUCAGGCGGAGGCUCUGCAGCCGACUCUUCCAAGAAGUCCGAGGUCAACCCGCUCACAGAGAUCCUCAAAAACCCGACCAAAGUGGUGCUGCUGAGGAACAUGGUGGGCCGAGGAGAGGUGGACGAAGACUUGGAGGGAGAGACAAAAGAAGAGUGCGAGAAAUAUGGCAAAGUGGUGAAAUGUGUCAUAUUUGAGAUUGCAGUUGUGCCAGACGAGGACGCGGUCAGGAUAUUCCUGGAGUUUGAGAGGGUGGAGUCCGCCAUCAAAGCCGUGGUGGAUCUGAACGGACGAUAUUUCGGCGGGCGAGUAGUCAGGGCCUGCUUCUACAAUCUAGACAAGUUUCGUGUUUUGGACCUCGGUGAACAGCUGUGAAGUCGCGUCAUGUCCUCAGGUGUACAUAAAGCUUUUUAUAUUUGCUGAGCCACAGUGACGUGUCUGUAUGUAGUGCUGAGUCCUGGUAGAUUGUUGUUUUCAUGGAGAAUACCUUUUAUGUAGAGACUAAAUAAAGAGUAUGAACUAUG